Molecule: messenger RNA, 474 nt
Organism: Botrytis byssoidea
Lineage: Eukaryota; Fungi; Ascomycota; Leotiomycetes; Helotiales; Sclerotiniaceae
Exons: 4
Coding region: 1-474 (157 amino acids)
Cellular component (GO): cytoplasm
Source: RefSeq, a predicted model, not a curated record
AUGACUUUGAAUAUAUUUGACGGGGAGACUAUUAAUGUCCUAUUCUAUGGUCUUGGAGCGAUUGGCUCUGUUUACGCAUUCAUCCUAAGUCGAGUAUCAAACGUACGAUUAACUGUCGUAGCAAGAUCAAAUUAUCAGGCUGUAAAGGAGAAUGGACUGAAGCUUAUUAGUCAGAAUCAUGGAGAGAACACCUUUUACCCAGCUAACGUCAUCACAGCACCCGACGAAGCACCAGGUUAUUAUGAUUACAUAGUUUGCUCUAACAAAGCUAUUGGUCAAGAAGCUGUAGCUAAAUCUCUUGCACCAGUAAUGCCAGAAUCAACGACUAUAGUACUUAUCCAAAAUGGCGUUGGAAAUGAGGAUCCGUUCCGAGCAAUUUAUCCUCAAAGUACCAUUAUUUCCUGCGUUGCGUGGACCGGCGCCAUUCAAAACACGCCCGGUAUCGUUCAUCAUACCAAAAGCGAGAAUCUGUAA